AUCCAGGACAGGAAUACUAGAAAAAUUAGGGAAGAAUAUCGGAACAGGAACUCCAGACAACAGUACUAGGACUGAAUUCCAUACAAUAGUACCGGAACAGAGUACUAGAACAAGAAUUCCAUACAACAGUACUAGAUAGCACUAGAACAGAGUAUUGAAACAACAUCUCCAUACAAUAGUACUAGAGCAGAGUGAUAGAACAGGAAUUCCAUACAAUAGUACUGGAACAGAGUACUAGAACAGGAAAUCCAUAUAAUAGUACUGGAACAGGAAUUCCAUAUAAUAGUACUGGAACAGGAAUUCCAUACAAUCGUACUGGAACAGAGUACCAGAACAGGAACUCCCUACAGCUCCAUAAUAGAGCCCCAAAACAAAGUUAACAACAAAACAGCGCCCACCAGCACUAGCAUUUUCACUCCCGCACCUCUGCAUAGGCCCAAGAAAAAUGCUACGAUUCCUCCCCCGUCGAGGCCUCGCCACGCUCAAAGAAGUGCAGUCUUGCCAGGAGUAUCUCGACUUCUGCCGGCUCAAAGGCACGCCCAUGAACAGCACCGUUUUCCGCGGCACGCUUUACGAGCUCACCGCAAAAGCCUUGCUUGAGCAGUCGCUCCAUUUUUCGGACUUGGUGCGCUCAGGCGGCGCCGGCGACAAUGGGCUCGAUCUUUAUGGGCGCUGGGACCUCUCGCACUACAGGCCUGCCGACGGAGCGAUCAGAAAACCGCCGGCAAGCUCACUUCUCCUGGCGUGCAAGCCGUUUUCAGCCCAGAACAACGCGCUAGAUCUCCGGCAGGACGUGGUGGUUUUGGUGCAGUGCAAAAACCACCGGGUGAAAAUCAAGGCCGCCACCAUCCGCGAGUUGGCGGGCAUCCGCGAGUUCCACAUCAACAUGACCUCCAAGACCGAGCGCCGCAAGACGUUCAUGGUGCUAGUAUCGCCGCUUCCCAUGACCAAACAGGGCACGCAGCAGAUGGACACCAGCGAUGUGCCAAUGCUCCAUGCGCAGGUCUCGCCCCUCGAGGCGCCGCUGGUUCCGGGGCCUGGUGAUUUCUGCCUCCAGAAAUGGAAGGGGGGUGUUUUGGGGCCGGUGUACUUGAACUUCUCUGCACGCACGUUGUUGCAGGGGCUUUCAGUCGAGUGCAAGCUCGGCGAGGUGGUGCGGUGAGAAUGGCGAACUUUUGGUGAAGUGAGGGUUUGGUGACGACAGUGAAGUUUUGGUGACGAUAAAUAUCUUGCUAGUGACGAGAAUAUCCUGGCGACGAUGGUGAUAUUCUGGUGAAAACUGAGGGAACUAGGCUUCUGCUCUUCAAUGAACGGGCCUCCACAAGUCUUGAUACUCUCUCGAA
Molecule: messenger RNA, 1343 nt
Organism: Metschnikowia bicuspidata var. bicuspidata NRRL YB-4993
Lineage: Eukaryota; Fungi; Ascomycota; Pichiomycetes; Serinales; Metschnikowiaceae
Exons: 1
Coding region: 446-1162 (238 amino acids)
Cellular component (GO): mitochondrion
Source: RefSeq, a predicted model, not a curated record